This is a messenger RNA of Eupeodes corollae, 7845 nucleotides long. RefSeq lists its product as uncharacterized. The coding region runs from base 489 to 7319 and encodes 2276 amino acids. The record is from RefSeq and is a predicted model, not a curated record. Gene Ontology annotation, cellular component: endoplasmic reticulum exit site; ER to Golgi transport vesicle membrane. Gene Ontology annotation, biological process: Golgi organization; autophagy; COPII vesicle coat assembly. Lineage: Eukaryota; Metazoa; Arthropoda; Insecta; Diptera; Syrphidae. The transcript is spliced from 14 exons.
AGUGUUUUUUCACUAUUCGUUUUCGUAUUCACUAAAAAUUCUGCCGUUUAACUUUUUGUGAAAAUUUCCAAUUUUUAUCGAGUAGGGUGAAUUUUCUUGAUCUAAUUCAUCAUCUACUAUGAGUGUGCUGUGUUUUGGGGCACAAAAAUAAAAGAAAAAUCUAAUGGAAAAGUAGAUUUUUGCACGAACUAAAUUCAUUUCCAUCAGCAAAUGACCAAACGAAAACAUCCACGUAAACUCUCACAUCACAGCAUAUUUAAUUAAAAAAGUUACUUUGCGAUUAGCUUGCACAAUCAACGAAUAAAAAAUAAAAUAAUUAUGGGUUCCAGUUUGUUGAGAUUGUUGUAAAAUGCUAGAUAGGUAAUUUUUUGACCAGACUAGUGGGGUAAAUUUAGUUGAGUACGAGUGUUUAUAAAUUAUUGAACUGAAAUUUGAAAUUAAGGCUGGAAAAUAUCGAUUAUUCUAUUUAAUUGAGAAAAGUGAGGGACAUGUCGUGGGCCCCUAAUCGCCAGCCGGUGAAUAUGGCUAAACAACCACCACCUUCAUUGGUACCGCCGCCGCCACUACAGCAGGCACCACCGCAGCAGGUGGGUGUUGGUGCUGGUAGUUCUGGUGAUCAUGGUAUUGCGGGACCCUUUGGCUCACAGCCGGUUUGGAAGUCAAACUUUAACCAUCAACAACUCAUGCAACCAGCUCAGCAACCUCCACCAACCAAUUGGGCUCCAAAUCCAAUAGGCAAUGCAUUUCAACAGCAAGAAAAUACUUCGGCGACUACGCCUCAUCAACACCAACAGCAACAGCAAAAUAAUAAUUGGAGUCAGCAAGAGUUUCAGACAUCUUCAAUGCCACGACAAUCUCAAUCAGCUUUGCCUACUUCAGGAUAUUUUCUGAAUCAAAACAACUUUCAAUCGCAACAGCAGUACCCUGUCUUGCAACCCUCUUAUCCACUUCCUCAGCAGUUCCAAUCGCAAAGUAUUCAACAGCAGCAACAACAACAACAACAACAACAACAUCCUGUUGAACCGCCAAUCAGCGUACCAGUGGCGCCAGUGGCUCCUUUGGUUCCUGCAGUUCCUGUUAGCUAUUCACGUCAAAGUACACAGCAAAUGGAUAAUGUGCAGGAAGCAACAGAUUAUUUCGAUAAUAAAACUAAUACUUCUAAUGACGGGUGGGGUGAUUGGGAUUGGAAUGAAAACAAUCUUCAACAUCAACAACAUCAACAACAUCAACAACAUCAACAGCAACAACAACAGCAACAACAACCACAACAACAACUACAACAACAGCCCCAACAACAACCACAAAAACAGCAACAACAACCCCAACAACAGCAACAACAACCACAACAACAGCAUCAGCUACUUCAAGCAGCACAGCAACAAUAUAUACAAGAACCACAGCAACAGGCGAUGCAAUCACUUCCCGUUGCUCCUUCUAUGACAGGGAAUUUGCAAACCAAUACAACUUCUAUUGAUGACAGUUUUCGCGUAGAAUCCAAUGAUAAUUGGCAAUGGGGGCAAACUGAAGAAUCAACCCCACAAAAUAAUAAUUUAAUUUCUGAUGACCUACAGCAAAAUUCUAAAAAACUUCCGUUACAAGGACGAAGUGAGAUUAGCGAUGCUCAACCAACAGCCAAUAUUGAAGCAAUCGUUCCUCCAUCUCUACCACAGCAAAUAAACCCUAUAGUUCAACCUGCAUUGUCAUCAAUUCCUGCACAACCUAUAAUUGAGUCGAAUGUUCUAGUUAAACCAACGAAUCUUCCUCUUAAUGACGUAACAAGUUUACCAGACAACACACAGGUAAACAAUAACAUACCGAGUCCAGUCUAUGUUUCGCAAGCUAAGCCUGUUCCCAAACCACCACGUCAAUUUGCUAGCCCUCCUGGCACAUUGAAUGACGCUGUUAACUCAAUUGGACCAACAACUCCACCACAUGCUUUUAAAAAUCGACCUGAACUUCAGCCUAGUACAGUUGCAACGGUGCCAACACCUGCAUCCAAUCCAACAACACUGCCACCUCCUACACUUAGUAGCGCUUCAUCGUCUUCCACGGCCUCAAAUAAUCCAUUUAAACGGACUGGAUUACCCCAACACCACAGAGCUGGACUCGUUGCACCACCGACUAAUGUGGCAUCUCCGUCAGGUCUAUUUUAUGCAUCCCCACCACCACCACCCGAAGAUUUCGCAAAUCCUUCGGUAGAGAAUCACGAGGUAAUUGCUCCUGAUAAUUCGGAAAUUCUGCAUGAGAAUCAAGAAAUCGCUCCCAACAACGAUCGCAACGAAUACCUUCAGACGAGCCAUCUGUCAGAAAUUGGUGGCGACAAUGUUGGCACUGCUUUCAAUAUUUCAGCCCAAGAGCAAUAUAACGAGUCGGAUGAUUUCCCGCCUCCAGGGCUGUCAAGAUUAGUUUUAGGUCAGCCAGAGAAUGAGGCGCGCCAGAUACCUGGUACGGAAAACGAUAGCAGUCUUAAUAUAGAGCGGCAAGCGGAUGGAGAGGAUACUGACCCAACACAGCAAAUACGAUCUAAUUUUUUGUCAUCCUCCGAUAACAAUCCAAGCAACGCCUUGCCAAAUCAGAUAGAUAUAACAGCGGAUCGAAACUUAUAUUUAGUGCCGGGAGAAAGCGACAUUCUGGAACAGCGAGUUGUUACCGGUCUGGAAAUUGGUUCUUCAACACCACCACCAGUUCCUCCCGUUCAAGUGGAGCAGAGAGAACUUGAAUUAGAUGGAGAAAAUAUUGAAGAUCAACAUCAGCCACCGCAACCUUUGCCAGUGUCUCAGCACCAUAAUUCCCAUCAGCAUCGUCCGGUUAGCCCAGUGCAAAAUGUUCGGGAUGAGGCACUUGAUGGAGCCAACAGCCUCGAUCGUCAGGUCCAAGGGAGUCAAAAGAAGAAUCAAGAAGCUGGGUCAAGCAUGUCUCAGGAAACUAAUUUAAAAGAUCUUUCCAAUAUAUCCACUGGAAAUGACGAAAGUGAUCAACGUGAUCGUCAUUACAACAAAUCUCGGCGUGGAGGUGCUGACACGGAAAGUAAAAAAAGACGUUCUGGUCAUGAAUCGAAAGAAAACCGAUACGAAAGCGAAGAAUCGGACUUUUCUAGUGAUAGAGAGCGGCGGAGAUAUCGAGAGGGCAGCGUACGUAGCGAACGCGAUAGGGAAAGGGAUAGCAAAGAGCGCAAAAGACGCGAUAAACGCGAGAGAGAAGCUGUCGGUGAACGCGACCGGGAACGUUACAGGGGUGAUGACCGUGAAAUUAGAUAUAAAGAGAAAUUCUACCGCGAUCGUGAGGGUAAACAAGGUGGUCGAUACGCUAGCGGCCGUUAUGAUGCGGAUUCAAAAUACGAAACGGAAAGCUCCACACGUCACGAACGUCGAAGAGGUGGAGAGCGCCCCGAGAGAGGUGAGCGUCUUGACCGUGAAGCAUACGAAGAAUACCGGAGAUAUCGAAAAUAUGAGGCCCGAGAAGGCCACGAGAGACGCGGAGGACCUCGUACAGAUGGGGACAGACGUCGAACAGAUAGGGAAUACCGGGAAGAUCGUGAUUCUCGUCGCCACAAGGAAAGCCGCGAAAAGCCUCGAAACGAUUAUGAUGACUAUCGCAAGGUGAGCAGUCGUAAUGCUCGUGAAAGUGAUAUUGAAAAGGAUUCGAGGAUUCGCGAAAAAGAUCCUCGCUAUGCUGGCCAUAGCAUGUACAGUGGAUAUUCUGGAUAUGGAUACGAUCCUUAUGCAGCUUACUACUAUGAACAGAUGGUACGUACAAAUCCACAGGCGUAUUCCGAAUGGUACAAAAAGUACUACGGCCAUGCGCCAGCCCCCGAAUCAAUAACAAACAAUGGCAGGGAAUCGGUUCAUUCAGGUCGAAGCUCAGCAAAUAACGAAAAAGAUCGGUAUACUUCUCAACAUCAUCAAUACAUUCCACAUCCAAGCGAUUAUCAACGACAUUUUAUGCCACCUGGGUCUAUGGCGGCCAAUAUGUCGUCAACUUCUAUGAACUCAACCAUGAACGAGUCGCAGCACCAACAACAAGUUAGCAAGAGAAGCUACGACCUUAGCGGAGGACCAUCGACUGGGAAUCUAUCGCAAAUAAAUCAAUUACCUGGGGCCGAUUAUUAUGGGUCAACAACGACACACUCGUACUAUGCCCGAAGUGAAUACACUGAAUCAAGGCCAGAGAAUUUGUCAAUGAAUUUAGUUGAUGCAGUCAAUUCAACAACUCAAGACGAACCUGAACGCCUAACGCCACUUAAAUUUACAAGCGAUCAUCCAGUUGUUUCGUUGGGACCAGGUUUAAUGGUCACUGUAAAACCAAAUUACUCUCAAAACGGAAUAUCAAAUGUUGUGAAGAUUUUUAGAAUGGGUUGCAAUGACGCUACCAAUAAAUUAUUUCAAUCGUUUCCUGGUCCAUUGGUUCGUGGUCUAACUCAUAAGAAAACCAUAAUAGAAUUCUGCGAAGAUCAGAUUCGUCUAGGACCAUAUUCAUCUACAAAUCGUUCCAGACAUAGUUCAACGAAUAGCUUGUCUACUGCGGGACAAGCUAAUAAACCAUCUUUUACUUUGAUGUGGAAUUUAUUGAUACUCUUACUUCGACAGAAUGGCGUGGUUGUUGGAACUGAUAUAGCAGAACUUCUUAUUAAGAACCAGCAACAGUUUCCGUAUGAAAUUCCGGCCAAUUCUGUGGAUUUAAAUUCUAAUUUACGUGAGUCUGAGCAGUCGGAAGAGCAGAUAAAAUCAAAAGAGAACACUCCAAGUGAACCAGAACCGGAAUUGGAUGAAUCUGUAGCAGAUGACACAGAUGAGACAUCGUCUUCACUAAGUGAAGAAGAAAUAACCGAAAAAUUCCGAAACUAUUUACUCUAUGGAAAUGUAAAUGAAGCUUUGGAAUGGGCAACAGACAAAAAUCUCUGGGGCCAUGCAUUGUUCCUAGCUUCCAAAGUUGACAGACGUUCGCAUGCAAAUGUUAUGAUGAAAUUUGCAAAUAAAUUGUCUUUGAACGAUCCACUGCAAACAUUGUAUCAAUUAAUGAGUGGUCGUACGCCAUCAAGUGUAACAAGUGUUUUAGAUGAGAAAUGGGGAGAUUGGCGUCCACAUUUGUCAAUGAUAUUGUCAAAUACUUCUCAAAAACCGGAAUUGGAUAGAAAAGCAAUUACCACACUCGGUGAUUCAUUAUUGAGCCGUGGAGAUCUGUUUGCAGCACAUUUUUGCUAUUUAAUGGCACAAGUUGGAUUCAGUAAGUAUCCAGAGGAACGGAAUGAUACACUUUUGUCGCAGAACUUAGUAAGGUUAGUUCUAUUGGGGUCUUCACAUCAAAAAGAAUUUGAAGAAUUUGCAACAAACGAAUCAAUUAUGAUGACAGAAGUCUACGAAUAUGCAUGUGCUUUAAAUGACGACAAAUUUUCUCUCGUCGAGUUCCAGCCAUAUAAGUUUUUACUUGCUACUCGAAUGCUUGAUUAUGGAUAUCAAUUAAAGUGUUUAAUGUAUAUGGAACAAAUUGCUGCGCAUAUUAAACGAGAUCCAUCGAAAUAUGAACCAUUAUUUAUCAACCAGGUGUAUGAGCUUGCUGAUCGUCUAAAAUACUACGAUCCGGUUCUCGAAAAGUCAAUGGACGAAAUUCUUGCAGAUGAAAACCAAAAUGCAAGUGGUGACUUACCUUUUGAUGAACAACCAUGGCUGCAAGAGCUACGCUCGUUAGCUAUUGACAACACGGUGCGUUCGCAAGAUCAAAAUCAAGACUACCAGCAAACAUCUAAUGUGAUUGAUCAGCAAUUUGCAGAAAUUAAUCGACAAUUUAAUGAAUUAAAUUUGCAAUAUGAAAAUUCGAAUAAUAUAGUUAAAGACCAGCAACAACAACUUCCGCCUCAAGUUGGUCAAACACAAGCACAAUUUAAUCCACAAUUUGAAAGCAAUCAAGUUCCACAAUCAAGUGAACAGAUGUAUGGCCCACAAUUUUACAAUCCAAUUGAUGGUCAAACAUCACACGAUGUUGCUACGGAUGGAAUAAUGAAUGUUAAUGGAUAUAUUCAGCAGCCGCAAGAAUCCUAUCAACAACCAUCGACACAGGCAAUUUACGAUCAAGAGAAUAUUCAAGCCUACUCAUCUUAUGGUCAAGAUGAACAACAAAAUUAUUGGGCCAACCAGCCUCAUAUACAAAACGAUGAGCUUGAGGACAAAAGUAAUUCAAAAUCAACAUCACAAUCAGACAACUCCGAUUCGAUAAGUAGUACCAUAAAAUCAAAUACACCUUAUACUAACGGUCCUCCCAACGCAUUGAGUUCAUCAAAUUAUGUAUACACAAAAUCGGAAUCGCCAAAACAUUCAGUAGUGCAAUCAACGAAUCUACAACAAAAGCAACCCUCGCAAAACAUCAGCUUUGCACCUAACGAACAAAACUCAAACAUUUUACACUCAAACAACACGCAAACCGUGCGUACGCGAAUCUCUCCCACUUCUCCUGGUUCCGGAAUAAAACAAAAACAGCAGCAGCCUUAUAAUAAAACCACAGAUCCCGCACUUCCAACAAUAUCGAUGCCAAACUCACAAUCGCAAAAAUCUGGUUCAUACAAUGAAAGCUCACAACAAGAUGAUGGCAGAAACAGUGAUGCAAAGAAGUCAGGUAAUCAAGGAUCCUCUGCUGUAGGACCAAAGGCUGAUUCGAAAAAUGCUUUAAAAGGGGGACAGAGUUCUAAUCAAAAUGCUGGAUGGUUUGGAGGAAUUUGGAAUAAACUUUCGUUAAAGCCUAAAAAUCAAAUGAUUUUGCCUGAUGAUAAAAACCCAGCUAUUGUAUGGGAUUCGGAAAAAAAGAAAUGGGUGAACACUGAUGGUGAAGAACAAAACGAAGAGACCUUAAAACCACCACCAAAAAUGAGUGAUCUUAUGCCAAGAACACCACAGAAUUCUACAGUGCCACAAGUGCCACAGCAACACCAACAAGUCUUGCCACGUGAGGAAGCUCCUCAACAGCUAGUACAGUCAAUUCCAACACAAAGCCAGGACCCUGUACAGACAUAUGGUGCGGCACCAGCAUUUGCUUCUGCUCCGGUUUCCGGUGAGGUGCCUAAACCACCAAGCCUGCAAUCGAAUAUGUUUAAGAUGCAGCGAAACAGAACCCUUAAAAACUCCUAUGUCGAUGUGUUCAAUCCAUCUGGUGCACCACCUAAACCGACAGAACAAGUUUUAGCCCCAGCUCUACCGCCUGCUGUUGUUCCAUCCAGUGGUUUCUUUGUGCCAGGAGCUACUUCCAGUGACGGUUCAUACCAACAGCAACCUACACAAGAAGGGGCUCCUCAAUUCUACAAUCCUAAUCAAUACGGUGGUUACCAACAGUAAAAUUUCGAUAUCCAAAUUAUUAACCUUAAAAACGAAUUAAAUGUUAACAUGGAUCGAGAACCAUUCAUUUUUUUAUAAAUAGGCUGUUUGGAAGAAAAAGAUUUAUUAUUGGUAUAUCAAGAAAAUAAUCGAAAAUGCAUAACAUGAAUUGUUUUAUAAUAGUUUGUGGGAUAUAUUUUAAUGGAAAAUCUAAAUAAGAAUUAAUUAUUGUAUGUUAUUAUAAUUUAAACAAAAGAUUACCUAAACAAAAAGAAAACUUUUACACCUGUAUAAAAAUUUAUUUUUCUGUUGUGAUUUAUUCUACGUAAUAGAUAUUUUGUUUAUGCAUGAUAUACAUAUAGGGUUCUUAUUAUUAUUAAUUCAAACAAUAUAAUGUAGAUAGAAAGAAAUGAUGGAAAAACACAUGCGAUUGGUGUAACAAUAUGUCCUGAAUAAUUUAUAGUGUUAUAAUGUGAAAUGUCUUUUUUUGUUCUUAUUUAAUGAUAGCGAAAUAAAUAUUUAUAGAUUUCAAUUGUUUAUAUUUAAA